AUGUCCUACAACUGCUCCAUGAGGAACUGCUCUUCCAGGCCAAUUGGAGGACACUACACUGUCCCAGUGGCCCCAGUUGCCACAGCUUCUACUCAUGAUGCCGACUGCCUGAGUGGCAUCUGUUUGCCCAGUUCCUUCCAAACUGGCUCCUGGCUCCUGGACCACUGUGGUCAGGAGACCUGCUGUGAGCCUCCUGUCUGCCAGCCAACAUGUUACCAGCAAACUUCUUGCAGCUCUGGCCCUGGAAAGGUGACCUGUGUCUCCAACCCCUGCUCAGCUACCUGCAGCCGGCCACUCACCUUUGUCUCCAGCAGCUGUCGGCCCGUGGCCGGCACCUCUACUGUAUGCCAACCAGCGGGAGGAGUUUCCUCUGUCUGUCAGCCAGCCUGCAGUGUCUCCAGGACAUACAAGCGGUCCUGUGUGUCCAGCUGCCGAAGAAAUUGCUAA
Messenger RNA from Pteropus alecto (black flying fox), 447 nucleotides. RefSeq names its product keratin-associated protein 11-1. Gene Ontology annotation, molecular function: structural molecule activity. Bases 1 to 447 code for a protein of 148 amino acids. The transcript has a single exon. The record is from RefSeq and is a predicted model, not a curated record. Gene Ontology annotation, cellular component: keratin filament. NCBI's taxonomy places the organism in Eukaryota, Metazoa, Chordata, Mammalia, Chiroptera, Pteropodidae.